AUGGCUGCUACUGACGUUCAGGUGGUUUCGCGGUCGCAUGAGAAAGGCUCCGAGUCGGUCCCUCGCAAAGCGACACUGGGCAACGUCCGCCUCCGAAAUCAAGAAAAUGAUGAGAUCAUCUUGAUUCCUACGCCGUCAUCCGAUCCAAAUGAUCCGUUGAACUGGUCUCAAUGGCGCAAAAAAUACAUCGCAAUUGUGCUGUGCGUAGCCAUGGCCAUGUGCAAUUUUUUGGCAGCAGGGCCCUCAAUUGCCAUUGUGCGCACAGCCAUAGACUUCUUUCCACAGACUGCACAGAGUGAAACCCUCAUGACUUACGCCAUUCCAAGAGUUGCCUACUUCUUCACCUCAACUUCGCUUCUCCAAGGCAUGGGCAAUCUCUUCUGGAUUCCCGCUGCCAACAAAUGGGGUCGCAGGCCCGUUUACAUUGCCAGCUACACAAUAUACUUUGCGACCGCUGUUUGGCUUAUAUUCGAGAAAUCGUAUUCUGGAUUUCUUGUCGGUCGCAUCCUCAUGGGCUUUGGCGCCGGUGCCGCAGAAACUCUUGCACCAGUCACCAUCACUGACAUCUUCUUCCUACAUGAGCGGGGAGCCAUCAUGUCCGCCUAUACCUGCUUCCUCUCCAUCGGCGUUGCCUUUGGUAUGAUCAUUUCGGGAGGGAUCACCGCUAACAAAGACUGGCGCACAAUCUACGAAGUGAGCUCUGCCUUGAUCGGCUUUGUCCUCCUUCUCCUGUUCUUUACACUACCUGAAACGGCAUAUAAGCGAAUGGAACAUAUCAAGCACAUCUCGUCAGGGUCUUCCGAAGCUCUGGGAAGCAAUGUGAGCCAAAACAGCGAUGCCGAGACUGGACAGCCCACUGCUCCCAAGCACACAUACCUGCAGUCGCUGAAAGUCUUUCGCCGCAAACCUUUGACCGACGAAAGCAUGCUGAAAAUGUUUGUCCGACCGUUUGCUCUGGUUAUUUUGCCAUCGGUACUUUGGGCCGCUCUAGUCCAGUCUGUGACUAUCGGCUUCCUUGUAGCCGUCACAUCGAAUGUUGAUCCUGCUUUUGAGCAAGCCUACCGCUUUCAGCCGUGGCAAGUCGGCUUGUGCUUUUUCGCCGCCAUCAUAGGAUCAUUGCUUGGACUUCCGGCGGGAGGCAAGCUGGGUGACUUGUGUGCCGACUACUUGACCAAGCGAAAUGGAGGUAUCCGGGAGCCGGAGAUGCGACUACCCACCAUCAUGAUCUCGGCCAUUACAGCUCCUCUAGCUCUCGUGCUCUAUGGAGUUGGCAUACAACAUCAUCUGCAUUUCAUCUGCCCAACUAUUGGCCUGGCUUUGUUGAACUUCUCCAUUACGCAGGCCACUACCGUAUGCCUCGUCUAUGUCAUUGACUCGUAUCGACCUGUCGCAGGCGAAAUUACGCUUGCCGUCAUGGGAUUCAAAUCCCUUUUUGGAUUCUUCCUCUCUUUCGAGACAAACCCUUGGAUCAACAAGUCUGGGUACCAAGAUGCAUACGGCGCCAUGGCUGGCAUCUCGGCAGCUGUCAUCAUCAUGUGGAUUCCCUUGUACCUUUGGGGCAAAGCGCUCCGAACCAAGACCUGGCAGUGGCGUAUCAUGUCGCUGGUGCACUGGGCGGACGAUCGCGAGGUUGGCGAAUGA
Molecule: messenger RNA, 1641 nt
Organism: Akanthomyces muscarius
Lineage: Eukaryota; Fungi; Ascomycota; Sordariomycetes; Hypocreales; Cordycipitaceae
Exons: 4
Coding region: 1-1641 (546 amino acids)
Biological process (GO): transmembrane transport
Molecular function (GO): transmembrane transporter activity
Source: RefSeq, a predicted model, not a curated record